Messenger RNA from Boleophthalmus pectinirostris (great blue-spotted mudskipper), 3300 nucleotides. Its product is annotated as transmembrane protein 132D-like. The record is from RefSeq and is a predicted model, not a curated record. The coding region runs from base 186 to 2234 and encodes 682 amino acids. The transcript has 7 exons. Lineage: Eukaryota; Metazoa; Chordata; Actinopteri; Gobiiformes; Gobiidae.
GCGUGGCGUUUUUGGGGGCAAGAGCCAGUAACCCGGUUCUGUGGACUGUGAGCCAGGAUGUCCGGAGUGAGGGCCACCGGAUCGUCACCCUUCACUGUCGCAGGAAGGAGAACAGCUUCACUCAAAGGGUGGAGGCAGCGGGGUACCAGAGAGUGCUUCAGGUGGAUCUGGAGGUGAACGGGCAGAUGGCGGUGGAGGGGGCCAGGGAGGUGAGCUGGCAGGUGGAGUACCCACUCACACGCAGCCUCACCAACGAGGUACUCACCCUCAUCCGCAUCGCACCACAGGACCUGGGCGGGAUCGUGCCCCUCGCCAUGGACACAGAGAUCCUGAACACGGCAGUCCUCAAUGGACGAACAGUAGCCAUGCCGGUGAAGGUGGUCACCGUGGGAACAGACGGGGCGGUAUCAGAUGUUACGGAGGCAGUGGAGUGCAGAUCCACAGAUGAACAAGUCAUCAAGGUUUCCAACCGCUGUGACUACGUCUAUGUGGAUGGGAAGGAGAGCCGUGGGAGUCGUAAGGUGUUCCUGAAUUUCACCUACAGUUUCCUGAGCACCCAGCUGGAGAUGAGUGUGUGGAUGCCCCGCCUCCCUCUGGUCAUCGAUGUGGCCGACCCUGAGCUCAGUCAGAUCAAAGGCUGGAGAGUGCCCAUUUCCCUGGGCAGCAGGAGAUAUGAGCGUGUGACAGAUGACCAGGCGGAGGAGGCUGCAGAGAGGGCAGAGGGCGGUUGUGUGCCCCAGUAUCAGAGCACCAGUGUGCGGGUGCUCACUCAUUUCGUGGCAGAGGCAGCAGCAGACAGCAGCAGAGGGGCAGACGAAGACGGUCCGGGACAGCCACUCUUCCUGCUCGGCUCUGAUUGGCAGGUGGAGGUCACGCAGCUCGUCAAGAACUUCCUGCGAGUGGAUCAGCCAAGUGUGGCCAUGCUGACGGAUGGACACGUCUUAAUUGGGAUGAAUUCUGGUACCACCAAAGUCAAGGUGCUGUCGCCUUUCACAUCUCUGGUCCUGGGUGAGCGCACUGUGCGGGUGGUGGAUGAGAAAGUCAGUGUGACAGAGCUGGGGGUACAGCUGGUCUCUGGGCUCUCUCUCUCUCUGCAGCUCAGCCCUGGUAGCAACAGAGCCAUCGUCGCCACGGCUACCACGCAGGAGGUGAUCGAGACUCUCAAACAGGAGUCCUUCAUCAGUGCUUGGCUGCAGUUCAGCGAUGGCUCCAUGACUCCUCUGGACAACUACAACCCUGCUCACUUCACUCUGUCGGCCACCUCUCUUGACCAGAAGGUGGUGACCGUGCAGCAGACAGAGGCCUGGAAGUGGCCCAGCGUCGUUGCCAAAGGAGAGGGUCAGGGUUUACUGGUUCGAGUCGAGAUGAGUCUCUCUAAGCAGUGUCAGAAGGGAAAGCGCAACACUGUUCUGGGGACCGGCAUGGCCAAUAUUCAGGUGAGGCUGGGCCUGUCUGAGGAGUACAGACAGCCUGGGGAGAGGCGAACAAGGCCUGAGCCGCCUUAUUACGGAGGCUCCAUCUCCGACAUGGAAACUGGGUUAAUCAACCGUGGAACUACAACCAUGAGGGGCCAGGCCCCCGGGAGGCCUAAUGGGGGCCGCCUGUCAGCGGACAGUGGAGCCCGGGUCCCCGGUGACUUCUCAGAGUAUCCAGACCAGGCUGAGCAGCCACACAGCCACAGCACUGACGACUUACUACCAUCACGCUCCAGAGGCCUCACAGACCUGGAGAUCGGCAUGUACGCUCUGCUUGGAGUCUUCUGCCUGGCCAUCAUGGUCUUUCUCAUUAACUGCAUUUCAUAUGCCUAUAAAUACCGCAGCAAACAGCUAUCCAUUGAGACACCAGAGACUAUGCCACACGCUCAUGACUGGGUGUGGCUGGGCCAAGAGGAGGGCCUGUGUCUGCAGCAGGAUGAGCUGGGUGGGACCCUGGAGGAGGGGAGCCAGCUCCUAAACGGGGGGCUACAUCGCACUGCCAAUGCAGGGUGUAGCUCCAGUGGGAAGGAUCAUAAGAAUGAGUCCAUGAACUCUCCCACAACAAAGAGAAAAAGAGUCAAGUUUACAACCUUUUCCAAUGUCAAGGCCAGUAAUGGCUGUCCUGUGCUCAGCCCUUUAGCACUGGCACAGACCAGUGAGAUCAAAUGGGUUUGUCCGGACAUAGAGCUUGGGGACUCCAAGGAUCUUAGGAACUACAUGGAGAGGCUGAAUGAGAAUGCAAUCAAGAAUAUUGCAUAGGGAGUACUUUGUAUUUGUACCUGAAUAUAGGAGAAACUCACCUGAUUGCCUUCAGAAUACAGAGGACGGUUCAGAGGGAGGCAACUCACAGUGACUAACGGUACGGACAAGUAGUACCUCACCACAACAGAACAGGGCCAUUUAGCCUUUCCACAGCAGAAACUACAAACUUUAACCUGAGAGGAUCUGCCACAUCAUCAGAGCAUUGUUAAAAGGAGAAUUAUAAACUUUAUAUUGUUCCUCAAAACAAAGUAUAUUAUCUUUAAUUCACUUUUUUAAUCCAUGUACUUUUGAAACCAUUGUUUACUGUUGUGUCUGUUGCUUUCCUGAUGCCUGUGCUAGAAUCUUGGUCUGGUGUAGAUCAGAUUCAGUUCAGGCAAAGUUUUCUGUCUCUGUGUGUUUAACAGCCACUCCAAUGCCAGUAUUCCAAUGUCUAUCAUUCUAGACCUGUUUGGGAGAAGAGUUCAAAGCUUUUUUUCUAUUGUAUAUAAGUGAGAUUUAGUUUGAUAGUGUUGUGUAAAGAUGAAUUUUGUAAAAGUGUUGUUGAUUCCCCUUUACUUUUAUUUAUUUUUUGCCUGGUCUCCACAAACCAGAUCCAUGCAUGCUGUUAUAAACGGGGCAUGUCUGGUUUACAAUUACAAUGUAUAGACAUCACUGGAGACCUUUUAGAUUAUUUACUUUAUUACCAUAUGGAUUUUUUGUUAACUUCAAAACUUUUGUUGUUUCGAAUCAGUUUGGUUUAUCUUAUGUAAUUUAACCAACAGAUUUUUUGUAUUAUUGCAGUCAUAUAGAUUCAACACAGAUUCAACAAAAUACUGAAAACCAAUAGACAAUCACUGUUAUAUCUGUCCAACAUGCUCACUGACACUGUCCAGUUGACUAGAGCUAGUGUUCUGAAUUACUAUGUAAAUUCUCCUCAUUCUUUCUGAAUAUUCGGUUACAAAAGAUUACCAGUGGACUGUUCCAAUAUUGACUUUUUAAAUUGUGUUCUAAAAUUGUUUUCCCUAUUGCUUUGAAACCUGGCUGCUGGACUAAUUAAAACUGGGAGUGACUCUUCUCCAUCAUA